Molecule: messenger RNA, 3067 nt
Organism: Alexandromys fortis (reed vole)
Lineage: Eukaryota; Metazoa; Chordata; Mammalia; Rodentia; Cricetidae
Gene: Icoslg
Product: inducible T cell costimulator ligand
Exons: 7
Coding region: 213-1217 (334 amino acids)
Biological process (GO): T cell receptor signaling pathway; regulation of cytokine production
Cellular component (GO): external side of plasma membrane
Molecular function (GO): signaling receptor binding
Source: RefSeq, a predicted model, not a curated record
GGAUCUGGGCUGUACCCAACCCGACCAGCGCGUGCGACGCGCAGCACUAGCGAGCGCAGUUACAGUCGAUCCUGCCGGCGAAGUUUCCGCAGCCCCAGAUCUCCGCGCCCCAAGUCCUGGCAGCCCCAGUUCUCCGUGGCCCCCGAGGACUUUGAAACUCCCGCAGCUGCAGCCCAACGCAUCCCGAGGUCCUGCACCUCUAAGCGCCCACCAUGCUGCUGAAGUGUCACUAUCUCCCGUCCUUGGGAACCAGCCAGCCUGUGUGGAAGAAGCACCGUCUUCUUUCAGGAGGGUUCUUUUCCAGUCUGGGUCUGCUCCUUCUGCUUCUCAGCAGCCUGCACGCUGAGAGUGAAGUCAAAGAAAUCCACGCGAUGGUGGGCAGCGAUGUGGAGUUCGGCUGCCUUUACCCCGACAGAGACCAUUUCAGCUUGAAUGAUCGGCCGUAUGUCUAUUGGCAAAUCGAAAACCCCAAAACUGUGGUGGCCUACUACCUGCCCAAUGAGUCUACAGGGGUGCAUGCGGAUGACCGAUACAAGAACAGGGCCCAUCUGUCACUGGAACGCAUGAAGCAGGGUGACUUCUCUCUGCACCUGCAGAAUGUCACUCCCCAGGACAACCAGGAGUUCACAUGCCUGAUAUUUAAGAAUACCAAAAAAGUCUUAAAUGAGACAGUCAGGCUGCACGUGGCAGCGAACUUCAGCACACCUGUCAUCAGCACCUCUGUUCCCGUCACCCCAGACCAGGAGGGACUCACCCUCACCUGCAUAUCCAGGAAUGGCUACCCCAAGCCCAACCUGUACUGGAUCAACCGGACGGACAACAGCCUGAUAGACGAGGCUCUGCAGAAUAACACCGUCUCCUUGAAUGAGUGGGGUCUAUAUGAUGUCAUCAGCACCUUGACGGUCCCAUGGGUGGCUCAUGUGAACGUUAGCUGUUCUAUAGAGAAUGUGGUUCUCCACCAGAACCUCACUAGCAUCAGCCAGGCAGAAAAAUCCACUGGAAACAAUGACAGCUUCACAGGCAAUCUACAGAAGCACCGCAGCCAGAAUGCCACUUUCAUCAUCCUUGCCUUGCUCCUGGUGGCCGCGGGUGCCAUUGUUGCCUGGGUUUGCAGAGCCAAGUGUCCUCACAGACGCUAUCAAGGUCCCUGGACUGUCGCACGGGAGCACACAGUCCUAGGAAGGAUCAUUUCAUUGUCUCCAAAAUUAAAACACUGAGGAUGGAUUGCUCAGUAGAAAGUGCUUGCCUGGUGGGCAUGAGGAGGCGGGACAGCCUUCACCUUCCUCUUUCUUCUUCCUUCUAAGACCAUGCCUGACAGGACUCUGCCCAGGAUGUAAACUGGGCUUCUGUGAGAUGCCACCGGUGGAUGUUGGGCACGGCUUCAGAACUGAAUCCCACGGGCCUGGUGGCAGAGGGGACAGUGGGCUAUCCGCUUAUGCUCUGUGAUGGAGGACAGGAGUCCCCGGCCUUGAGAGGCACAUAGGAUUGAUCCCAGAAACCGCGAGGGAGACCUUUCCAGUGGACAGCGGUGACAUCAGAAUACGGAGCCCACCCGCGAGUAGCUCCCAUCCAACACAGAGAGGAAGCACUUGUGGGGAGGGCCUUCCCUAGCUGGAGCCCCAGAGCACGUGACUUAUUCCCAAGUUCUUUGAAAAAGGGCAUUUGAGCCACUCUGAAAGCACCUACAAAAUCCACUGGAGACCAUUUCCCUACAGAACUUUCAGGAGGGGAGAAAGUCUGACCUUAUUUAUUUUGGCCUAUUUGGGCCUCCUAGAGGCUGUGUGGGCUUUUGUCUACAGAAAACCUGCUGUUGGUGAGAAUGACUGGGCUCAGAGGUUUGGAGUCCAGGGCUUUGCAAAGUCAAAGGACAGACCUCAAAGCAAAACACGGCCCAUGCGCCACCCACGGUGCUUCUUGCUCAUAAUCGAGGGCCCAUGAGUCCGACUAUCCUGUGGAUAUAGAAGCUUCCUGCAAACCUCUAGCUCUUCCAGACUGCCCACAAAGCUGGGGGAACACAGCUCCCCUCCCCCUGCCUCAGCAGCCCAGGAAGACCUAUGAAGACCCCUGCUAUUCUUGAAACCACCAGACCCACCACGUGGCCGCAGCCUCCAGGGUCUUUAUGGUGUUUGACAGAAUAGAACGAGCGACUCUGGUUCUAGAUGGUUCUGUAAAGUUGGCUGCUGGGCCACCUAGGUGUGCACAAGCUCCAGGGACAUGCAGUCGGGACAUGGACGCCCCAGUGGGACACGGCAUCUGACCCUACUUGUGAGCAAGCACCUUCCCCCUUUCCUACCCAGAGGCUUCAAAGUCCUGGACGGUAAGGGCCUGUGAGAGAUCUCAGGCCUGGAUGGAGCAGGAGUGAGAACCCUGGGGUCAGGCUCAAGGGGAUCAAUAUUAUGCGGAUUUGUCUGCUUUGCUGCCCACAGACUCUCCUUCACAUGGCCUUCUUUAUGGAACGAGCAUUGAGACCCACGUCUUCCUGCAAGCAUUAUGUAUCUGUAAAAUAGCAAUUGUCAUGAUGGGUCCUGAGUUGGCAGCUACCGCAAGGAAGGACAAGGAGCUCCUGGGGUGCAGAGCACCCAAGGAGAGUAGUUUGGGAAUGAGUGCCUCCCCAAGUCCCAGGACACAGCCAUGCCCAGGGGUCUGGGUGGGGAGGCAUGUGGCUGCCCAGCAGGGACAUUCUCUCACCUACUUCCACUUUUCUGUCAGAAGGGAGUUCCGGGUCAGAAAGUGAUCAGCCCUGCAGUCUAGGUGCCUCAGGCACCACAAACACCAUUCCCACUGCUUCCGUAGACAGUGGGAACCCUCACCAACUGUGCCUAGACCUUUGGCUUCUCACUCUAUGGUCACCAUUGCUGGGUGAUUCCAGCAGGCCUCACCUUCCCAUGGACCCCUGGGAGAACCCCCUUCCCCACCCCAGCGCAUCAGCAUUUGGGAGACCUGCCCUGUAACCUCUGCCUCCUUCAGCCCAGAAGCCUGCUGGCUCCCUUUAUCUGGGUCGUAGAUGGGGCUGGAUUUCAGUGUUCUCCUAGAAUUUCCAGAACUCUGACAAGGGAAUAAAUGCAAG